CAGAGAUUCUCUUGAUGGCUUUGGAAAAUAAAACUCCACGUGUGAGAGGACCUCUGGAUGGGGUCCUGUGGUUAGAACCUGAGGGAGGCUUCUAGGUUCUGAGAGUCAUCCCAGAGGAUAGUAGCAAAGAAAAUGGGGAUUUCACUUUAUAAAUAUAAGGAAUUGACUUCUGACAAUACUAGCGAACUUGAAAGGGGACUCCAAGCUUCACAAUGAGACAAAAACUUUGGCCAAUAUUUGUUUUCAGCCUGGUGGGAUGCUGAGCAGAGAGCCCAGAAAACCUGUGUGCAGACUCCUGACCCGCAGAAACUGUGAGCCUCAAAUAUGUGGAUGUUUUCUUGGUUUUGUGCCAUUUUAAUUAUUUUGGCUAUUGCUGGUAUGGAUGCAAUAGCAAAGACCACACCUUUUACCAAAUUCACGAAGAAAUCUGAGAGAAAAGAGAUGCUGAAGGGUCCAAAGCCAUCUAGUGGCCUACCUCCAGAAGAAGACAAAAGCCCUGUCACAGAAGUGGCCAAAAUGGCAAAACCAACCCCUAGUCCUUCAGCCCUCGAUUCUGCCUUUGGUGAUGCCACCCUCUUUCCCUUUGAAAACUUCACUCUGGACACGGCUGAUUUCCUCUUGAACUGCUGUGAUUGUUGUUCAUCUGGACCAGGGCAAAAAGGAGAACUCGGACAGACUGGAAAGCCAGGUUUUAAGGGAGAGGCUGAUGUUAUAGGGAUCCCAGGGCCACCAGGAGUUGUUGGACCCCAAGGUCCAAAAGGCCAGAAAGGAGAGAAGGGACUUAAGGGAGAACGUGGGGACCAAGGAACAAACGGAGUUCCAGGGUACCCAGGAAAACCUGGAGAACCAGGUGGACUUGGUCCUAAGGGGGAUAGAGGCAACAUCGGACUGGCAGGAGUGAAAGGACAGAAAGGCUCAAAGGGGGACACAUGUGCCAACGGUACCAAAGGAGAUAAAGGAGAUGGAGGGGCUAUGGGUGCACCAGGCUUGAACGGAGAGCCUGGGGCCAAGGGAGAGAAGGGUGAGGUGGGAGAUAAGGGCUACUGUGGAGAUUCUGGGGAGAGGGGGGGGAAAGGAGAAAAAGGUGAAGUGGGCAUGAAAGGAGAAAAAGGUAGUAAAGGAGAUACUGGAACAGAAGGCAAAAGAGGCCUAGAGGGCCCGCCUGGGGCCAAAGGUGAUCUGGGAAUUAAGGGAGAAAAGGGAGAGUUGGGUCCUCCUGGCCUUGUGGGACCUGCAGGGCCGAAGGGUGAGCUCGGGAGCAAAGGUGUCCGCGGGUCUAUUGGGAAGAAGGGCUCCCGGGGGCUCAAGGGCUCCAAGGGGGAGGUGGCCAGAGUUCCCCGGUCGGCUUUCAGUGCCACUUUAUCCAAGCCUUUCCCUCCCCCCAACACCCCUAUCAAAUUUGACAAGGUUCUCUAUAAUGACCAAGGGAAUUACAGCCCUGUUACUGGGAAAUUUAACUGUAGUGUUCCUGGGGCAUAUGUUUUUUCCUACCAUGUCACUGUGAGGGGCCGACCCGCUCAGAUCAGCCUAGUGGCUUGGAAUAGGAAGCAGUUCAAGUCUAGAGAAACGCUCUAUGGUCAUGAGAUAGACCAGACCUCUCUCCUUAUCAUCCUGAAAUUAAGAGCAGGGGACCAAGUCUGGCUGGAAGUUUCAAAAGAUUGGAAUGGGGUAUAUGUCAGUGCUGAGGAUGACAGCAUUUUUACUGGGUUCCUUUUGUACCCAGAGGAAAAUCCUGGAAUUUCACCAUAAACUUGUGUCUUCAACACUGUAGUUAGGGUUCAGUGGAAUGAGUCAGAUAACACUGGGUAGUGCUACUGAAAAACAAAAAAACUUCAUUUUUUUCAUGAUUAUAAAAUACAGAAAAAUAAAAAAUUAUAUCAGCUAGAAUCAAAAAUUCCUGUUUUAAUCACCUUUAAAAAUAUUAAUAUGUAUUUGAGGGCACAUGCCUAUUAAUUUUGCAGCCAGCUUUUUUUCAUUUAGCAUUAUGAUGGCAUUUCUCGUGCCCUUUAAAUAAUAUUUGUAUACAAAAUAUGA
Messenger RNA from Sus scrofa (pig), 2034 nucleotides. It is a transcript of the gene OTOL1, whose product is annotated as otolin 1. Lineage: Eukaryota; Metazoa; Chordata; Mammalia; Artiodactyla; Suidae. The record is from RefSeq and is a predicted model, not a curated record. Gene Ontology annotation, molecular function: protein binding.